This is a messenger RNA of Pocillopora meandrina, 4575 nucleotides long. Lineage: Eukaryota; Metazoa; Cnidaria; Anthozoa; Scleractinia; Pocilloporidae. The record is from the annotation of a GenBank genome assembly.
AUGACUACUCAGCGAAAGUUUUCUUGUGUAGUUGCUGUGGCGGAGGGUGGAGGAAUUGGAAAAAAUAACACGCUUCCCUGGCGUCUGAAGUAAGCUAGGUGACAUUGUCUACCCUAGUUGCAUCGUAUAGGCAUAAUGUUUGCGAGUGCGUGUGCUGAUCCAUUGUUGGGAGUUCUGAAGUUUGCUUGCGUUGUAAAAAAUAAUCUUGACAACUGAACCAACACCAGCUUUAUAAAUUUCGAGACUUAGUUAUUCUUACAGAUCUCAUCUGGAAAAGCUUCUCAAAUCGGCAUUUUUGUGGCGAAUGUCACAUCUCUGAUCGCUUCACAAUGUUCAAAUUUCAGUUCCGUGCACAAGUAUUCACGUCCCGAACGAAUUUUGUUUUGUUUUCUGUUUAUUUUCUCAUGUUGAUGUUUUUUAGGGUAUGCUUAACUUUAACUUUUCAUAUUUUUGUGGCGUACUCAUGAUACUUCAAGAUCUGAUUACCUUCCAAUUUGCUUCUUUUGAAAGGUUUAGUAUUUCUAUGAUCAGUGAUUCCCUUAGGGGGUCUAAGUAGGUGGGGAAGAUGUAGAUACGAGGGCAUUUCUAGGGCGUGGUCUAAAUUUCACAGGUUGCUGAUAAGCAUUAUCCAAAAACAUUGGUGGAAAAAAAGGUAAUGAAAACAUCUGCUCAUGCAAAAGGGUCAGUUUUAAUUGGUCGCAAAGAACUUUCCCCAGGGUUUCAACUUUAUUUUUGGCAAGAAUGUAAAAUAAUUGGAUUUAUUUUGGUGUAAGGUAAAUAUGUAGGGCUCAGAAUAUCAACCUCCACCUUUACCUCCUGCUGAGAUAUGACCUCUUGGCUAUAAACCAACUCUCUUUCUUUGAAUGAAUUUCUUUAUUUAUUUCACUAAUAAAUAAAAUUUCAAGUUAACAUAGUUAUUUUAGUUCUCAAAUGAAACAUCACAUGACCAAAUGAAACUUUGUAUUCGAUGACAGUCAGAGAAUGUUGUUGGAAUUUCUCUGUUCUAGUGCUGAUUGGUUUAAAUUCCCAGCAGACAAUUCAGAGACAAGUACAUUGAUGAACAGAGAUGUAGUACUAAACUGAGUGAACUUUAUUUGAAUUUGUUUUUAGAGCAGAUUUGAAGUUUUUCUCCAAACUCACUUCUGGAGUGUCCACUGAAGGUAGGAUGAAUUUACAUGCAAACCCUACAGGAGAUUUUGAUGAGUUCAUCAUGUCAGUUCCAGUUCCCUGAGUUACAUUAUAUUGUGGCAGAGUGCAAAACCAAUAAUUGUAUGAUUGUCAUUAUUUGAUUGCACAAUUUUCUGCAUUCACAGGGAAGCAAAAUGCCGUUAUCAUGGGCCGCAAGACGUGGGAAUCCAUUCCAGCCAAAUACAGACCCCUUCCCCACAGAAUGAACAUUUUGUUGAGUAAAAACUUGAGGUAAAGACUCUGUUUCUUGUUCAAUUUUAGUUUAUUCAGAAUCCAAUGAAGCAUGUCUUAUCUUGGCACUGACAGUCUAGUGGUAUUUUUUUAAAAAAUCAUAAUUAUCCAAGCAGUAUUGCGACAGGAUUUGGAGCUUUUUUUCAAUCACCUUAUUAUUUUUUUUAUUGAAGUUUGAUCCCUCAACUUCCAAUUAAUUUCAUUUGAGAUUAGUAAAAGGGGGGAGGGGGGGAGGACUGGAGGACUGGGUCAGCUUAUUCAGAAUUUCAUUUUAGUUGAAGCCAGCCUAAUAUUCAAUUUUAAGUACAUCAUGACUAAACACACCACUCUAUCCCAUAUUGCUGCCUCAUAAUCAUUUUCCCAGUUUCUUGGUUAAAAGUAGUUUGUUUUUAUUGAUGGUUACAACAUCAUCUUGUGAUCGUCAAUAGAGCUUUACUUUUAGUCACAAGCCUUUGAUCUGUUAUAUGGCAUGUCCCAAUAACUGAAAGACAAAUUUAUCAAUAAAUGAAUACUUUUAUUUUCAUUGUCUACAUAUAGUGUAGCUCCUACAGGUGCCACCCUUUGUUCCAGCCUGCAGGGUGCCUUUGAUCUGUUGUCAACUGCACAACACAUAGACAAAGUGGAGAAAAUCUUUGUGAUUGGGGGAGCAGCAGUUUACAAGGUAAGUUUUGCCAUUACAUACUGGAGUGGUAUUGGAUCAUAACCAAUGAUAGAUUUCCACCUUGUUUCAUGCCUCUCCUUAUACUACAAGUUAUUGUAGAGGAAUCAUGUUCUUCUAAUAUUUGGUCAGUGAAAUAUUCUGGACCUGGUUGUUAAAGCUGAGUUGAGAUAACCCUAGGAUAAUGUGAAGUCUGAUUUCAGAUCUGAAAGCUUUGAAAGAAAAUUCAGCAUAAUUCUUUUUGUCAACUUGACAAUUUGAUGAUUGGAUGCUCCAUAAAGAAUGGAGAAAGUAAAUCUUAAAAAGGCUUUUGAACAAAGGAAUACAGAAACUUGGAAUAAAAUUAAUCUUGUGUAAGGCGGUUAGCAUUACCGGUAAUUGCCCUUUGCACAACUGGGUCCUGGAGUGGUAGAAAUUGAUCUACUAAACUAUGAUAAUCGAUAGCUAGAAAUCUGUAUUAUUAUCACUUUGUUUGAAAUUGUGGCAUUUACUAACCGGAAAUUCAGUGAUUGUGAAGAACAACUCCCCUCUGCUGACUGUCAGCUGAUUGUGAACUGACUGUUGGCCAACUGCCGGUUGACUAUCAGAUAACAGAUUUUUCAGGGAGUAUUGCUUUAAUAACAAUUACUUUCAAUCAUUAGGGCCCAGAUGGAAAUUAUAUCAAAUUGUGAAAAUCUGGUUAAUAAUUUACAAUUAUUCACUGGAGACAAGUGAAUGUUGUUGAAUAAUCCCUAUGAAGUCAAAGAUAUUAUGAAAAAGCGUUCAUUGGGCCUGAGGCAAAUAAUUGUUUUAGUAUAAUCACUCAGGUGCUUUUGAAAUCUACUGUAAAUAAAGAAAGCAUUACUCAUAUUUUGUUACAAUUGCGGUGAUUACUUGUAUUAAGAUAAGCAAGGAUUUUUAACAGAUUUAAUUUAAUCAGAAAAAAACUUUGAAAAGUGUUUUGCAAAACUCUGAGUAGCAUCUUUUGCGCCUCUUGAAACUGAAUUUUCUACUAUAGCAUUUAUCACUUCCCUGGAAGUGAUGAAAAUGUGAGGCAGCCAUUUUGAAACUAGCACUUCGGCUGUAAUCACCUUGUAUGAGAUGAUUAUAGCAGGAUACACAAUCCUUCACCAAUCAGAGCAUGCACAUCUCUAUAAUCACCAGAGUAAUUAUACCAACUGUACUGUUAUUAUUAGGUACUAAUAUUGUUAUUAUUACUCAUUCAUUCAUUAGGAAGCACUCCAGCAUCCCGCUGCUCAUCGCUUGUACAUUACCCAUGUGUUGAAAGAUUUUGACUGUGAUGUACAUUUCCCAGAAUUUGACAAAACUGUAUUUAGGGAAACAAGGUAUGUAAAAAGGGCUUCUCCUUUUUGGGGAAGAAACUCUUAGCUUAGCUCUUACCACAACUUGGUGAGACAAACUGAAUUGCAAUUUUGUUUGACCCAAACAUGUAAAGUUCAAUUGUAAGGCUAGGUCAAAUGUUGAACAUAAUUCAUUAAACCAAACAAACAAAAACAAAGCUGUUAGUCAAUAGGAUGUCAUUUGUAAUUUAUGUAGUAAGUUUGACUCAUAGAAAGAUUAACGUUUGUCCCGCAGUUGAUCCUCACAUAUUCUAUUCCUCUGAAGCAGACAGACAGAACUUGUUGGUGGCUCCAAAUUGAGAUGGACAGACUCAACAGAUUCAAAUGCUGAACUUGACACAAACUUAAUUCUCUUUGAAUGUUUUGUCUCAUGUGAAGUUCAACGUUUAAGUUGGGCCUAGGUAUAAUUUUAGUGUGCAGGUGCUGUUUCAUGUGAACUACUGAGACCCUGCCAAGUUGAUGAGUUUUCCUCUAUUUUCCACUGUGAAAUGUCAUAUCAACAGUUUCACAAAUGGAGUAUUCAGUGAAUGGUCUUUUCUCUGCUAUGUUUGAAACAUCUGACUUAGGCUGGAUAACCAGCCUCUGUUCACAGGUAGACUACCCACAGGUGGGACAGGGAGGGCAAACUUCUUGUAUACCAUGUAUAAAAGGAAUGUGUGACAGAUGCAAAUAAAGGACUGAAAAAUAAAAUAAACACCAUAUCUUUGUCUAAAAAAGCUCAAUAAUUAAAAGUGAAGCAGAAUGUUGGUGAACUUAAGUGUAGCAAUCUUUUGCCUCUGUGGGCCAUUUAAAAUGUCCUUUUUACUGAAUGGUUCCUAGCUGUUGGUAUUCCAACAUACAAACUAGCAGUAGAGAAAAAUUUAUAGUGGGCAAUUGUUGACAGGUUUAAUUAUUCAUUCUUGUGUUUUAUUUAGUGAUCCAGAUGUGCCAAGUGGUGUUCAUGAAGAUAAUGGAAUCAAAUAUGAGUUUAAAGUAUACCAGCGAGAUAUCUAAUACUGUAUACAAGCUACAUCACAGUGUACAUGAAGCUCACUUAAAGGAAGAAUGUAUCUCAAAGAAAUUAAAAUGUAGUGGCUUCAAGCUAUGGAAAGCAGCCUUGUCAAGGCUGUUAAUGAAGGCCUUAAGGCACUAAUAAAAUAAAAACCUCAGACACCGAAG